AUUUGAUUUCACAUCAUAGAACAUUUCAGACUAUUUAUGACAAACUGCUGUUCAAGAAGUUUAAUUCCAGUUUCAUGAUUGCUGUUAAAAAUAUUAUACUAGUAGGGAUUUGAAUUUAAUAUUUUUUUAAUAUAUUAAAAUUAAUCUUAGAUUAUCAAGUUUAUCAACCACACAAAAUGUAUAGCUUUGAGGGGGAGCACCGCAAGAAGCCCAAUGUGAGCCUCAGUGGUGCCAGUCGAGUAUUGGGAAAAGCAGAUUUUCUGGAAAAACUAAGAAAAGAGAGAGAAUCACGAGAGAGCAACAGGAAACGGGAAAUUGCUGCAGUUCGGGUGCAAGCCCUUGUCCGGGGAUGGCUAUGUCGUGUGCACACCAAUGAGAUGUACCGCCAGUUGUAUGAUCAAACACUUCAGCAGGAACCUACUCCCCUUGCUGAAGAUGUGGCCAGGACACAGUGUUUGAGAAUUAUAAGGAUGUUCCGUAUGAAGCAUGAUGCUCACAGAUUGUCAUUCUUGUGUACGUUGUUGGUGAGGCAAAGCUCGCAUCUGCUGGAGUGGGUGAUGCAGCAUCCCAACGUGUGGCUAUUACUGCUCUCCAAGCUCAGUGCCCUCUCUCUGAAAACUAUUUCUGAUUCAGCAGAUACUGUUAGUCAUGCUGGGCCACUACGUUUACUAGAGGUGCUGACACAGCCCCAAUCAUGGUACAAUUUACCACUGAUGACUCCUGCCAAGAUGGCCAAUUACAUUUUUGGUUUCCUCAUCCCUCUAAUCGACAAAGGUUACUUCAAAUAUCUCAUCAAAUUGUUGGUAGAGAAAGUCCCCGAAGUUGAUGAGCGAGGAGGUAUAUCUAGUUCUCCUUUGGCGACGUCUAUCCUAGACCUGAUAUUCUAUCCCUUGUUCCUGGUUGCAACGUGUCGGCGAGCGGCCGAAAAAUGGAGUCCUGAUUCGGUCAUAGCCACCAAUUUGCCAUGGGUGAAAAUGAUCAGUGCUGCUCCCAAACAAUCUCAAGUAUCUUCUUGCAGCUACGCUAACCUGCCAGCUGAGAACCAGUCAGACGUUGAGUACAUGGAUUUGGACUCGUCUAACGUUGAUGAUUCUGAUAAGCCUGCCAAGCUGUCAAGCGAUGAUGGUAAUAUUAGCCGAACUCAAGUAUUUUCCUCUGUAAGUUAUUGUAAUGUGCCAGUCUCAGCUAACCUUCCUUCUCAACAAAACCCUGGCGCCUCUACAGACUAUACUGGCUCACAGUGCACAAGUCAACUACUCUGCUACGCCUUCAGUGGCGUACCUGUCCAGUGCCCUGCUAAUUUAAUAAACUUGACUCUGUACCAUUUAGUGGACCAGCUAUUCGCAAAUUCAAAAUACAGCCAAGUACAUAAUCUCCUGGCCCCGCGCAUCGAGUCCAGUAAGCUGCUGUUGUGUCACCCGUCCGCGUCGCACUCGCUCAUCGAGGCGAUCCAUCACGUACUGGCUCUAACACACAAGGAGGAUACGUCUUCUACUAUUGCGGAGGUUGGAGCUGAAGGUGCGCCUACUCAGCUUAUGGUCCUACUCACAUUACUACCAAUCAAGACCGCACUUCCAACUACCAGCCUCCAGUUGUACUUGUUGGCAUGUCGUCGCUUGGUUCACAAAACCGCGCAUUAUCUUCCUCUAAAAAAGCAUUGCGUUCCUUCCACUGCAAAUAUCCCUGGAGGAGAGGUAUACGAAGAAGAAAGUGAAAGCGAGGAAGACAGUGAUGAAGAAGUGGAGGUCUCGGACAAACAAACAACCGGCCAGAGAGGGGCUGAAAGUCUUCCUGCAAAAGUCACUGAAAUUGGUGAAUGGUGCUUGUCGCACAUAAACAGUCCAGAGUACGUGAGCUGGGUCCUGGAUGAAGUUGAGGCUUCCAAGUUGGACAGGGAAGUGUUGACAGAGUUCUGUGGCCUCACCCACACUCUCCUCACUGCUCCGUGCCUCAGCCUUUUUCAAUGCAGGCUUUUGUACGGCGUGGUGGGUCGCCACGAGAUGCAGCGCGCCAUGUGGUCACUCUUGACCAGCCUCUACCCGUGCUGGGUGACUGCACCAACCAUCGCUAACGACAAGACCGGCCGAGGGAGCCGCCGGCUGCUAGAUACUGUAUCCCGUGGGGUGCCGCUCGAGCCUCUGGACCGGGACACGCUCGUGCCCGUACUUGCGUCCUUCGCCACGGCGCUCCUAGCUGUCCUUGCCACACUCCAUGAUUCGGAGCUCGUUACUUCUACUGAAGACACGUUUGAAAGCAUCAUGUCGCACCGAGAUGUAGACAUCACGAAACAGUCUGAUGAUCACUCGAGUAGCAACACAGGGAGCUUUGCCUUCACUGCAGCGGAACUUGUGACCAUAAGCGGCACUCUGAGAGACGUGUGUUUGGGCCUCGCCGAGUUAGCGCACCCAGACCCGCGUGCGUCUACUCUCACGGACGUGUCUUACAAGCCCACUUGGGACCAUUGCUUCAGGUGCUGCGUAGACGUGGUGCGCCACCUUCAUCUUCGCGACACUCGUCGGCAGUUUUGCCCCGCCAAACAUUGGCUCACGACACGUGUGUCACUUCCUGACGUCCCCCAAACGGCCUCAUACAGGAACCUGCUCAGCGCCCGAGCCUCUAGAAGACGAACUUUCAUGCCAACGCGCUGGAGGACGCGUGACCAAUUAUUGGCUGAAAGCGGAAAUAAAGCCGCAAAACAAUUGUCCAUGUACGAGAAGGUGCGAGCCCUGCUGCUGCAAGAGCUCCCGUUUGUUUUCUCUUUCACGGACCGAGCGGAAGUGUUUCUCAGACUCGUUCAAGAAGACAGGAAUUCAGCGCAGGAACAUAGUGCAUUCAACGUGGGGCCUAAUAUAAGUCUUAGGGUGCGGCGCACCCACAUCUACGAAGACUCUUUCGAAAAGCUCUCUCCUCAGAAUGAAGCCAACAUGCGACUAUCAUUACGCGUGCAGUUGUUGAACCCUGCAGGGGCCGUGGAAGCUGGUGUGGACGGUGGAGGCCUCUUUAGGGAGUUUUUGUCUGAGCUUCUCAAAAGUUCCUUCGAUCCCAACAGAGGAUUCUUUCUACUGACUCGGGAGAACACAUUGUACCCCAACCCCGCGGCUCACCUGCUGCACGAGGACUUCCAUGCCCACUACUACUUCAUUGGCCGGAUGCUUGGCAAGGCUUUAUACGAAAAUCUAUUGGUGGAAAUUCCGCUGGCCGGGUUUUUCUUGUCAAAGCUGCUAUCGAGGAAAGGAUUCUCUAUAGAAUUCCACCACCUAGACUCGCUUGACCCUGAACUGUGUCGCAACCUUCUGUACCUCAAGACCUACCAAGGCGAUGUCUCUGAGCUCGGUCUCGACUUCACCGUCCUCGUGUCUGAGCUUGGACACAAUAGAGUUGUGGAGCUUGUGCCUGACGGUGCCAACGUUCAAGUGACGGCCGACAACAAGAUCGAGUACAUCUACCGCAUGGCCGACUUCAAACUCAAUCAACAGAUCGCCAAACAAUGCUACGCUUUCAGGAAAGGCCUUCAUGACGUCGUGUCGGCAGAGUGGCUGCAGUUAUUUGACUGGCGGGAACUGCAGACGAUGAUUUCAGGUUCUGCCACGCCUGUUGAUAUUAAUGACCUCAAGAAGAACACUAAAUAUAGCGGCGACUACACCGCCAAACACAAGACCAUCAGACUCUUCUGGCAGGUUGUGGAACAAUUUGACGAGCAGCACCGCCGGUUGCUGCUGAAGUUCGUCACAAGCUGCUCUCGACCGCCUCUGCUUGGCUUCAAAGACCUGCACCCUCCCUUCUGCAUCCAGCCUUCAGGCAGCGACCAGCGACUGCCCAGCGCCGCGACCUGCAUGAACCUCCUAAAGCUGCCCGAGUACCGAGAUCCCAUCACCCUCAAAGAAAAGCUCCUCUACAGCAUCACCAGCAACGCAGGAUUCGAGUUGUCUUAGCCACAUCACCAUCAAUGAGAAGCUCCUCUACAGCAUCACCAGCAACGCAGGAUUCGAAUUGUCUUAGCCCCAUCACUAUCAAUGAGAAGCUCCUCUACAGCAUCACUAGCAACCCAGGAUUCGAGUUGUCUUAGCCCCAUCACCAUCAAUGAGAAGCUCCUCUACAGCAUCACCAGCAGCGCAGGAUUCGAAUUGUCUGAGCCCCAUCACCGUCAAGGAGAAGCUCCUGUACAGCAUCACCAGCAACGCUGGCUUCGAGAUGUCUUCGAGUGUAUGUUUAGUCAACUCUUUCCUGCGCUUUCGCCGCAGAUAAUUUGCUUUGUUUCUAUGUUAUUACCUUAUUUUAUUUUUGUUCUAAGUGCAUAGUCGCUUUGAUAAUUGCAAGUUUCGUUUUUUCUAUUGGCGUUUGCUCAGGUAUAUAUGUCAUUUCUUUCUCAUUCAUCUCUUGAAUUUUCUUUUCAUACAUUGUAUAUGUCUUGUAUCUUUUGAAUAACUUCGAGAUUUCCUUCCAACUGAGUCACGAGUUAAUUUAGUGCCGGUAUUUAAAACACUUGCACAACUGACGACCAUGAAGCUGUGUCAACAGACAAAACUUGAUAACACCAAAAAUGUUGGUAUAAACCCGUUUUCUAUGUUGCGGACCAGGAAAUUUUUACGAGAUUUUCACUCUGUGUCUUGUUUGCGGUGUCAAAAUAAAAAUUUAUAUUCUCAUCACAUAAUUAUGAUUAUUUAAAGACG
Messenger RNA from Hyalella azteca, 4670 nucleotides. Its product is annotated as ubiquitin-protein ligase E3C. The record is from RefSeq and is a predicted model, not a curated record. Bases 177 to 3932 code for a protein of 1251 amino acids. The transcript has 11 exons. Gene Ontology annotation, molecular function: protein binding; ubiquitin protein ligase activity. NCBI's taxonomy places the organism in Eukaryota, Metazoa, Arthropoda, Malacostraca, Amphipoda, Hyalellidae. Gene Ontology annotation, biological process: ubiquitin-dependent protein catabolic process; protein polyubiquitination.